CUCCUCCUCCUCCUUCCCCCUUCCUGGUCUUUUCGCUCCAUUUUCGCGCACAAGUCAAUUCCAAUGACUCUGUAACGACGGGUUGGGCGUGGGAAGGCGAUACGCCAUGAAUUUCCACGAGAGGAUGAGGAUGUUGGGGAUGAAGAGGAAGGAGGAGGCGGCGGCUCAACUCGAUUCCAAACCCUAUGAAGGGCCAUUUCAGUGGGUCGAGACCUCUAACUCCGUCUCCCGUCAGUUCCAGUUCGAAUCCGAUGGUCUUCUCUCAAUGAAGGUACUUGAUGACUCGAGACCUGUAGUUCAUAGGGUGGUUGAUUCCUUCCUCAAUAAAUUUUUCCCUUCGGGAUAUCCCUAUAGUGUGCACGAGGGUUAUCUAACAUAUACACAAUUUCGGGCAAUGCAACACUUUACUAGUGCUACACUCUCUGUAUUAUCAACUCAGUCCUUACUAUCUGCUGCAGGCUUACGACCUACACCUGCACAGGCGACAGUUGUUAGUUGGAUUUUGAAAGAUGGAAUGCAGCAUGUAGGAAAGAUCAUCUGCAGCAAUUUAGGUGCUAGAAUGGAUUCCGAACCUAAGAGGUGGAGAAUUAUAGCGGAUGUGCUUUAUGAUUUGGGAACUGGCUUGGAAGUCCUUUCCCCCUUGUGUCCACAACUAUUUCUUGAAAUGGCAGGGAUUGGCAAUUUCGCGAAGGGAAUGGCAGUUGUUGCGGCAAGAGCAACGAGAUUACCAAUAUAUUCUUCAUUUGCCAAAGAGGGCAAUCUUAGUGACCUAUUUGCAAAAGGGGAAGCCAUUUCCACUCUCUUCAAUGUUCUCGGUAUUGGUGUCGGGAUUCAGCUGGCGUCAACAGUCUGUUCAUCCAUGCAGGGGAGGUUAGUUGCCGGGCCUCUUCUUUCGGUCAUGCAUGUGUACUGCGUUGUGAAAGAGAUGAGGGCUGUCCCUGUCAACACGUUAAACCCUCAGAGAACUGCUAUGAUUGUAGAGGAUUUUCUCAAGACGGGAAAGGUAGCAAGCCCGGCUGACCUACGAUACCAUGAAGAUCUUCUAUUCCCGGGGCGAGUGUUAGCCGAUGCUGGGAACGUUAAAGUUGGAAGACCUUUGCGGGACGUUCUUAGACCUUCGAAACUUUACAAGUGGAAAGAAAUUCUUCCCGAUGAAAAGUUUGUCCUGAGUCAAGGUGAGAAAUGGGUCGACAUGGUCUUAGAGCAAGAUGCAACGGGUGCAGAUGCAUUGAAGGGCUGGCUUGUUGCUGCUUAUUCGGUGCGCAUGGGGAAUUCGUCACCUGAUUUAAGACCCGAAAUUGUGCAAGAAGCUUAUGAGAAGGUGAAUCAGGUGUUCACCUCAUUUCUGGAGGAACUCCAUAAUAGAGGGUGGCACACGGACCGGUUUCUUGACGGAACGGGAGUUCGAUUUUCAUGGUGAGAAUACGGCUUUAAUGAUGAUGUUUUCCUGUGUUUAGAAGUUUAGGUCAAUGGAGACUGUAGUUGGUUUUUCUCCGGUGAAUUUGGGGUACAAAGUGGCUGUAAUACGGACCCAGCGUAAGCUGACUCUUUGUUUUCGCAAUUCUUGAUUUUAUUCAUCGCUUGACUUUUCUA
This is a messenger RNA of Punica granatum (pomegranate), 1593 nucleotides long. NCBI's taxonomy places the organism in Eukaryota, Viridiplantae, Streptophyta, Magnoliopsida, Myrtales, Lythraceae. The record is from RefSeq and is a predicted model, not a curated record.